AUGGAGUUUGAACCCACGCUGUCAAGUAAGGGCUCAACACAUUUCCACCAUUGUAGUAAAAGGCAACUUGCGUGCAACAUCCACGCCAUUUGGAGGUUUACAAUUAGUCACUUGGCUCAGCUGAAGUUUAUUUUACCUGAGGUUAUUGAGAUUACGAAAGUGCUUGUUAAGGAUGGGAGAACCAUUGAUAUAAAGCCGGAUAUACGUGUCACCAUGAAUGUUGAUGCAGUGGAGAAUGAUGACAAGUUGAAAUAUGAAGUCAGAAUAUGGGUUUUGUGCUUUCAGGGUUAUGAAAUUCUAGAAGAAACUCUACCCCAACCAUUCAAUUGUGCAGAGCAAUAUAUGCAUCCAGAUACGAUUAAGUGUUCCUUAUCAUCAUCUCCCAAUUCAUUGACUAGUGUACACACAGUUGAGCAACCAGAAGCAUUUAAAACCUCCCUUCAAGGCAAUGCAACUACAGAUGAAACACAUUCAACUCCAUCUGAACAAUCAAAAGAGGAUUUGAAUUCAAAUAUAAGUGAAAUUCCUGAUCCGUCAUUGCCCACUGAGACAUCAUUUGAAGCACCAAUAGAGCAGCUACCAUUUUUCGGCGAGUUCUACAGCUUUCGAGCCAUUUUCCAGCCACCUCGGGCCAUAACCGAGGAAACCAAAGGUGCAAUUGUUUAUGGCGUUUAUGUCCUCUUUAGUUUGCAUGGCUUUUUGACGGUGAAGUAUCUAUGA
Malus domestica (apple) is the source of this 720-nucleotide messenger RNA. The record is from RefSeq and is a predicted model, not a curated record. NCBI's taxonomy places the organism in Eukaryota, Viridiplantae, Streptophyta, Magnoliopsida, Rosales, Rosaceae.